CGAAAUUUCAUAGCAAGCAGACGGCGAUACAUGUAUGUUGAAUACCUAUACUAAAAUUGUCAACGCCUCAAGGACACGACUGGCUGUCAAAGAUGGUUUGCUCUUUGAAACUUUUGAUUUUAUUUCAGUCCGUCGUCCCCCAUACAAUGAUUGCGUUGGAAAAUAGAGAUUUAAAAAUAGAAGAAAAUAAUCUACACAAACAGCUGUUUCACUACGAGACCUUGAAGAAGUCGGAUAUUUCUCUGCACGUCCGCCACCAUCGGGAUGUUGACACUGGACACGUAACGGCCAGAACUUACAUCACGUUCUUCACACUAGGAAUAAACUUCAGUAUGGUUUUAAAGGCAGGCUCUCCUGUAGUGGCCCCUGGACUUAGAGCCUAUACUGUAGACAGGAACGGCAAGUAUGAGCCCCUUCAUGUAGACUCCAACGAUUUCCUCACAGGGCAUUUACAAGAGAAUGAAUCUAUGCAUGUGUAUGCUCAUUAUGAGGAGGACAUUCUCUGCACAGCAGUUUAUUUCCCAAAUGAAACUUACUUUACCGAGCCGUCGUGGAGACACCUCCCUUCAUCAAGUGGGUGGGAUCUGAUUAGUUACAGGCUUUCUGAUGUCAACUGGAAUCAUACGGGUCCUUUUUCCGAUCCUCUAACAUUACUCCAACGACCGUCUUCAGACGAGUCAGUUUCAAGCGAUGAGCAGCAUCAGAGAUUCAGCAGAAUCAGACAAAAACGACAGAAUAAUGGCUUAAAGAAAAAGUGUUCCUUACGACUGGUUGCCGACUAUUCGUUUUAUAGCCAGUAUGCCAGGUCUAGUGCUUCUGAAGCUAUAAAGAUAAUGGUGAGCUCUAUUGUAGAGGCGAACCGAUUAUUUCAACAUACAGAGUGGAAAACAGCGGAAAGCCUUGGCUGGGGCUUUGUGAUCAAACAGGUUCUGGUUCACACGGAAUACUCAACCGGGCCAAGCGAAGGACCAUUCAGCUAUAAUUAUGAAGUGGAUCAUUGGAAUACAUCAGAUAAACUUUAUGCUUUCAGUCGUCACAGGGACAUCAUGCAGUUCUGCGCAGCGCACUUGUUUACACACACUCUUUUCAUGAACAGUCGUGGGAGUCUUGGCUUAGCAUACCUAGGCAAUCAGUUUGGGGCUGGAGGAAUAUGUUCAAGACCAAUGGAUGACAUGUAUACUAGAACGGGCUGGACGACUUCUGUGUACGGUGACAAUUAUACUAUUCUUGGGAUACUUCAUAAGUUGAUCACAGCUCACGAGCUUGGGCACAACUGGGGUUCUCCACACGAUCCAGAAGGCGAAUGUUCUCCUAGCGACCAAGAAGGUGGUCGCUACAUCAUGUACCCGUCCGCACCACCACAAAUCCAGAUCAACAGCAUGCGCUUUUCGCCAUGCAGCAUAGACUCUAUUUCCCCUAUGCUGAGUUGGGUAAGCCAGCGAUGCUUUAUAGAAAGUGCUCAAGACGAAAUUCAUUGCGGCAAUGGAGUCGUUGAUAUUAGAGAAGAAUGCGAUGCAGGAGCAGACGGUCUGGAGGGCAAAGACAAAUGCUGCAGCAGCAUCUGUCUGCUCAGAGAAAACGCUCGCUGCAGUGAUUUCAACAGCAAGUGUUGCCGAAACUGCACUACUGCUCCAGCGGGAACCGAAUGUAAAACAGACCCCGACAAUCAGUGUCUAGAAAGUUCAAAGCCUUUCACCAAUGGAAAUGGAAGUUUGAUGGUAGUGGAGGGUGUAACGCAGGAUGUUGUGCGAGAAGAUAUUGAACAGCACCGGCAAGGAGAGUGCGUGCCAAAGGAGGAUGCUGCUUGCGGCAAUGGUAUCUUAGACAAAAACGAAGAAUGCGACGUAGGAGAGAGCGUCGUGAAAAACCAAGAUAAAUGUUGUAGCAGAACUUGUCAUCUCAGAGAAUCUGCACAAUGCAGUGGUUUCAACAAACCGUGCUGUAAAGACUGCAAAAUCGCACCAAAAGGAACUAAUUGUGAAUCUAACUUUGACCUGCCGUGUAUGGAAAGCGCAAAAUGCGAUGGUGUUUCCACUGAAUGUCCGUCUGCUGUGCCAAAAGAGAAUGGAAUAGCCUGUCGUGGAGAAGGCCAGUGCAUUAACGGCAGAUGUAUUACCAAGGACUGUAAGGAGCUUGGAGAUAAGAAUCAUCGGCGCUACAGAGCCUGCAUGUGUCAUAGUAAUGAGACCAAUGCCUGCAAACACUGCUGUCAGGAGGACCUUGGCAACAAGAAAUACGGCGAAUGUUUCCCAACAGAAACGCCUCUUAGUUUUCGAGAAUCCUGCUACAACGGUGUAUGCAAUGAACAAGGAAAGUGCGUGCCAGAGGAGGAUGUUCCUUGCGGCAAUGGCGUCUUAGACAAAAACGAGGAAUGCGACGCUGGAGAGGAAAGCGUAAAAAACCAAGAUAAAUGCUGUAACAGAACUUGUCAUCUCAAAGAAUCGGCACAAUGCAGUGGUUUCAACAAACCGUGCUGUACAGACUGCAAAAUCGCACCACAAGGAACUGAUUGUGAAUCUAACUUUGACCUGCCGUGUAUGGAAAGCGCAAAAUGCGAUGGUGUUUCCACUGACUGUCCGUCUGCUGUGCCAAAAGAGAAUGGAAUAGCCUGCCGUGGAGAAGGCCAGUGUAUUAACGGCAGAUGUAUUACCACAUACUGUAAGGAGCUGGGAGAGAAGGAUAAUCGGCGCUACAGAGCCUGCAUGUGUGAUCAUGACGCUUCUGCAGCCUGCAAGCGCUGCUGUCUGGAGGUCUUUGACAACGAUACAAAUGGUCCGUGUUUCCCUACAAACAAAACACUUAGACCUGGACAACUCUGCUACAACGGUGAAUGCAACGAAAAAGGAGAGUGUAUUCCAUCGGAAGGCACUUUUACUAUCCGGCUAUUUAACUUCUUCAACGAUUUGGAUUUUGACACUCUUGCGGAGACCAUGAAGACUAACCUCGUCAUGACUGUCGUGUUUCUGACAGCACUGUUCUGGAUCCCAAUCAGCUGGUGCAUUUCCUGCAUGGACAGGAAAGAGAAAAAACAAGCACCUAAGAAACCGAUGGCACGUGAAGAACCACCCACUGAAAGAAAUUUUUCGUUCGAGGAUUCCAUGCUUUAUGAAAUGAGGAAUAUGGAUCGGGAAGGAUCUUCAGUCGAUCCGUUCGCACUACCGUAAGGUCCAACGCCUGCCAAACGCCAAUGAAGGGAUGUGGACAAGAAUAAAAUAAGUCCAUCAGUACUGUAAGAAACAGUAUUAACACGAAAUAUUUCAAAGUCUGGCCUAACACCGACAGACUAAAUAAGACCUAAAAUAUAUUUUG
Messenger RNA from Pomacea canaliculata, 3309 nucleotides. Its product is annotated as ADAM 17-like protease. Gene Ontology annotation, molecular function: metalloendopeptidase activity. The transcript has 33 exons. Gene Ontology annotation, cellular component: plasma membrane. Lineage: Eukaryota; Metazoa; Mollusca; Gastropoda; Architaenioglossa; Ampullariidae. The record is from RefSeq and is a predicted model, not a curated record. The coding region runs from base 93 to 3164 and encodes 1023 amino acids. Gene Ontology annotation, biological process: membrane protein ectodomain proteolysis; Notch signaling pathway.